Molecule: messenger RNA, 2064 nt
Organism: Physella acuta
Lineage: Eukaryota; Metazoa; Mollusca; Gastropoda; Physidae
Source: RefSeq, a predicted model, not a curated record
AGCAGAUUUUGAUGCCUUGCUACAAACAUUUUCGAAACCAACAAUGCCACAGUUGAAUGGAUAUUUUGUUUACCGUGUACAUUACAGCAGAAAUCUGUUGGAGGGUGUGAAACAUUUGGUUGCAGAUCACCAGUUAGUUCCACCAGAAGAUACUCGUUCGUUUGGGGCGUUGUAUGCCGUUAUAAAUAAACGUCUGAAGAAACUUAAAAAAUGGAGACGUGAUAUCGUUUAUAACUGGCACAGGAUUGUUGAAUUUCUAAACAAUCCUUUCAUUUUUACUCAUAAGUCUAAAGCACCAGAGGGUGCUGGAAAUGAUGUUGUGGGCAAGACUGGUGUUGAUUCACUUGAAAUAGCAGGGUCUACGAUAAAACAAGAGGUUGGUAGUGCAGAGAUGGAUAUAGCUGGUCCUUUAUGUGAUGCACCUGAAACGUCAGCACAUAGGAGUAGUUUUUUUAUGGCUGAUACUAGCAGGCCUACUACUAGUGAUACUGUUACUGUAACCCCCUGUUCUGGCUACACUUUAAGGAAAGAAAGGUGCCAUCGAUGUGUUAUUAGGAAUAAAACCAUUCUUACAUAUCAAAAUAAAAUGAGAACAUUAAAGAAAGAAUUGAAAAGUGUAAAAGCAACUAAGAUUAAAUUCUUAAAGCGGGCGUUGAAUAGAAAAACCAAUCAGGCUGAAAGAUGGAAAGCUGAGUGCGGGUUACAAAAAUUCAUUUUGGAUAAUCAGCACAGGCAAAUUCUUGGCCUUAGAAGAAUAGCACUGGAAGACCAAAAUAUCGAAAUAUGUAAACAGACAAACCUGUUGGACCUACAUCAACAGGUUAUUUCCAGCAGCUCAUCGCCAGUUGUAAGUAAGCUGUGGAGCCAUUCUAUGCUGGGCAAAUGGAAUGUUACGAACUUCAGAGUUGUUGACACACCAUAUUUGGCAGCGAAGCUCACUAUUCCAGGAUUUGGUUUUGAAAGUACUGAUCGGCAUGGCAACCCAAAAAUAGCAACAGUUCUGUUCCAUAGCGUGAUGGCCAGGGUUUACUCCCUCAACAGGCCAAACGGAGACAGCUCCUUUCUUGACUGGGCCACCCUAAUACAAAAUAGGCUCAGUUUUGUUUCUUCAGUGGCUUUCACAUUUUCCCCUGAGCUGUACAACCCAUACAAUGACAAAUCAGCAUUGAAUGCUGAAGUUUAUCUUGGAUAUUUGGGAAACACUUCCACUGCUCAUGUCAUCAAAGCCUUUUUGCCAGAGAAUGAUAGAGAACCUUUAUGGACCCAAAUAAUUCAAAAUGUGUGUUUGGAUAAGGAGACGAGAAAACCUAUAGCAUUUCCAGAUUGGUAUGUGGAAAAGUAUAAAGAAAAAGGAAUCUUGGAUAAAGGACUGUUUAUAGAUCCAAUCACAAGACCUUCAAAAACAUUUACUCAUCAAAUUCCAAUUGUUUGGUCAGACACCGACAACAACAACCACACAAACUUCACCAGCUACGUCAACUUCGCAGUCAACGCCCUGCAUGCAGCCACAGGCCAGACCAACAACAGCAGCACAGCCUGCGUUUUACACGGCGUCUCCAAGGAUACGCUGCCAAAUGGACUCAAGGAGCUGCAGGUUCGGUACUUGGGUGAGAGUCAAGACGGGGAGGGGCUGAACGUCCACAUCUGGCAGGAGGAACACGACGACACGGUGCUGUGUUCCAUUGAAAGGGAUGAGACGGUCUUGUGUCAGGUCAAGCUGGUCUACUUCAAUGACAGUUUGUACCAGAAGUCACUUCCUGUAUUUACAUGAGAUAGACCUGUGUUAGGUCAAGUUGGUCUACUUCAACAACAGUUUGUACCAGAAGUCACUUCCUGUAUUUACACGAGACAGUCCUGUGUUAGGUCUACUUCAACGACAGUUUGUACCAGAAGUCACUUCCUGUAUUUACAUGAGACGGUCUUGUGUCAGGUCAAGCUGGUCUACUUCAACGACAGUUUGUACCAGAAGUCACUUCCUGUAUUUACAUGAGACGGUCCUGUGUUAGGUCAAGUUGGUCUACUUCAACGACAGUUUGUACCAGAAGUCACUUCCUGUAUUUACAU